AUGAGUCAAACACGGAAGAAAAAUUCUUCAGAUGGAGAAACUAAACCCCGGACUUCAUUUGUCAACAAAUUCCUCAGGGGCUCAAAACUUAUGUCCUCCAAAGCUGAAAGCAGAAAAGAGAGCAAUGACCUUGCAACAACUGAUUUCCAACCCAGCAACGAUGCACAGAAAACAGCCACUUUAGAUACGGCUCAGCCUCUCACUUCAGACGAGGAUUGGGGAUCCAGGAUGGAAAAUGAGCAGUUCCUGCAGAAGCUGGGCAGAACGGCUGUGGACAAGUGUCUAGAUCUGAAUAACUGCAGACUAACGGCAGCGGACGUGAGGGAAGUGGUUGCUUUGCUGCCUUUUCUCCCAGACUUGGAAAAACUGGAUAUUUCCUGGAAUGAUUCUGUAGGUGGAAACCUCCAUUCAGUCACCCAGCAAAUGCAUCUCGUCAGCAAGUUAAAAAUCCUGAGGCUGGGAAGUUGCAGACUUACCACGGAUGAUGUUCGAGCCCUGGGAGAAGCACUCAAGGUGGUACUUGAACUGAAAGAGCUGAACUUGUCCUGGAACAGUGAAGUGGGAGGAAAUUUGCCUCUGACCCUCCAGAAGUUCCAAGAAGGGAGCAAGAUACAAACGCUUGAGCUUGUGGAUUGUGACCUCACAUCUGAAGAUGGGGCAUUUGUGGGUCAGUUGCUACCCAUGAUGCAAAAUCUCGAAGUCCUUGAUCUUUCCAUUAACAGAAACAUUGGUGCCAGUCUGAACAGUAUUGCUCAGGGAUUAAAAAGUACCUCAAAUCUGAAAGUACUGAAGUUACACUCUUGUGGACUAUCACAAGAGAGUGUCAGACUACUGGAUGCUGCUUUUAGGUCCUUGUGUGAACUGAAGAAAUUAGACCUUUCCUACAACAGGGAGCUGGGUGGGGGUUUUGAAGACUCAUCAGCUCAGUUGGCCACGUUGGAGCAUCUAGAAGUUUUGGAUCUUCACCAGUGCUCGCUAACAGCAGAUGAUGUGAUGUCACUGACCCAGGUAAUCCCUUUACUCUCGAGUCUUCAAGAGUUGGAUUUAUCUGCCAACAAAAAGAUGGGCAGCUCUUCUGAAAACCUCCUCAGCCGGCUCCGAUUUUUACCAGCACUGAAGUCCUUACUCAUCCACAGCUGUGCUCUGGAGAGUGAGACUUGUACCGCCCUUGCUGAAGCCUCCACUUACCUCCCUGCUCUGGAAAUAUUCGACCUUUCUUGGAAUAAAUGUGUUGGUGGCAACCUGAAGCUGCUUCUGGAAACACUGAAGUCCUUAGCGUCCCUUCGAGUGCUGAGACUGAGCAGCUGUGGCCUGGUGACAGAAGACGUGGCUCUCCUAGCAUCAGUAAUACACACAGGUCACCUGGCCAAGCUACGGGAGCUCCACCUGAGUUAUAAUGACAGCAUCUGUGAUGCAGGAUGGGCCAUCUUCUGCCAAAACGUGCGGUUCCUCACAGAGUUGACCGAGCUGGAUAUUAGCCUUCGGCCAUCAACUUCUCGGGAUUGCGGACAAUGGUUUAGACACUUGUUAUGUGCUGUUGCCAAACUUUUGGAGAUCACAGAGAUAGGAAUGAAAAGAUGGAAACUCCCCACUUCACAGGAGGAAGAACUAGAACAUUUUCACCAAGAUCACAGACGCAGCAUUCACUUUGACCUUGGUGAGUUUCAGUAA
Callorhinus ursinus (northern fur seal) is the source of this 1671-nucleotide messenger RNA. RefSeq names its product leucine rich repeat containing 31 (gene LRRC31). Gene Ontology annotation, molecular function: protein binding. Lineage: Eukaryota; Metazoa; Chordata; Mammalia; Carnivora; Otariidae. The record is from RefSeq and is a predicted model, not a curated record.